Molecule: messenger RNA, 494 nt
Organism: Syzygium oleosum
Lineage: Eukaryota; Viridiplantae; Streptophyta; Magnoliopsida; Myrtales; Myrtaceae
Product: nuclear transport factor 2B-like
Exons: 2
Coding region: 36-440 (134 amino acids)
Biological process (GO): nucleocytoplasmic transport
Cellular component (GO): nuclear pore central transport channel
Source: RefSeq, a predicted model, not a curated record
CCACCCGACGGACCGGUUUCGGGUCGGUGCUGACGAUGGAUCGAGAAACCGCGGAUCGGAUAAGAGCGGAGGCCAAGCGGUUCAUGGAGGACUACUGCCGGACGUUCGACGCGAACCGGGGGGACCUGGUGAACCUGUACCGGGAAGAGUCGGUGAUGAACUUUGAGGACCGGGAGAUGAUCAAGGGCAAGGAGGCCAUCGUCGCCAAGCUCAACUCCCUCCAGCAGUUCCGGUACCAAAUCAGCCACAUCGACUGCGUUCCCUUCGCCCCCACCCGCGGCGCGAUCGCCCAGGUCAUGGGCGACAUCUGGGUAGACGGCAAGCCGGACGCCCUCUUUCUCGGCCAGUCGUUCCUUUUGCACCCAACACCACAAGGAAGCUUUUGGAUAGCACUCGAAAAUUGGAUGACCGUCGAUCGGAGUCAGAGGGUGCUUCCCUAGGCUUUACAGAGGCCGGGAGUUUCAGUCCGUUUUUUCGUCUCUCUUUGUUUUUUC